GAUACUACCAGCGAUUUACUUGUGGCAAAGCUGGACAAAAACAUGAAUGCUACAAGAUAUAGAGAAGAACUGCUGAACGCUUUCGAGGUGGCUCUUCAGCAACGCAGCAAUCUCAUCACUUACCUGGAGCCUUCACAUUCGACAUGUGGAAUUCAAGAGUCAAUGUUUCGAAUUCUCAUCCUCUGCCGAUCAUCGCAAGCAAAAGCAUUCGAUUUACUUCUGAAUCAGCUAGAAAGUCUACAGAAAGAAGGGCAAAGCAGUGUUAGUCUCUCUCAUCUAUGUAUAGCACAAAUCCGCUUCAUCAAUCGUAUCUAUGACAGCCAUGCGCUAUUCUGCUCAGUAUUUGAACGGGAGAUUGAGCAGUGGACGCCAGAAGUCAGAAAUUCGUUGAUCUCGUCGAUACCGGAGGUUCUUACUGAUGUCAGCGUUCAAUUAGAAGCUGUUCAAGAACUUCAAUCGUUGCUUUUGCGUGACGUGAAGGUUGAUCCAGUUGGAUGUAAACUAGCCGUUAUAACAGCUUUGUCCUUGUUGAACUCAGAAGCGGAGGCAACAAAACAGUUUCAAAAACAAGUAAUGCAGUCAAUCAUGAAGUUUGAUGUGGAGUUGCUUCCUUCACUUGUCGAAUUACUGCUUCGGCGUUUGGACUGUUCAAGCAAGAAUGCAUUUGCUGAACUAUUAUUCCAGCUCUCCUCCAGCCUCCAAAUUGACAAACUUCAGUUUAGACGUCGAGGAAAGGUGUAA
Molecule: messenger RNA, 741 nt
Organism: Strongylus vulgaris
Lineage: Eukaryota; Metazoa; Nematoda; Chromadorea; Rhabditida; Strongylidae
Source: the annotation of a GenBank genome assembly